Messenger RNA from Miscanthus lutarioriparius, 807 nucleotides. The record is from the annotation of a GenBank genome assembly. Lineage: Eukaryota; Viridiplantae; Streptophyta; Magnoliopsida; Poales; Poaceae.
AUGGCUCUGCUCGCGAAUCUCACAUCUCUUACCAGUCUAGAACUAGUUAAUUGCAAGGAUAUCACAGUGGAUGGGUUUGUUUCUCUCAUCACAAUCAACCUCGAGCGUUUGACGGUGUACAAUUGGACCGAGCCCUAUUCUGUAGCAGCAGAUCUACUUGCAGCGGUGGCAAGGACCAAAACAUUGCCCGCCGGUUCCUUCCAACUGGUGAGCCUUUAUGUGGACAGCAUCUCUGCAGUGCUUGUUGCUCCCAUCUGCAGCCGCCUCUCCGCUACCCUCCAGAACUUAUGCUUCGGUGAGGAUUGGCGGACGGAGAAGUUCACGGAAGAGCAGGACGAGGCGCUUCGGCUCCUCACGUCUCUCCAAGGCCUAUGGUUCAACAACUGCAGGGCUCUGCGAUCCCUCCCCCAAGGGUUGCAUCGCCUUCCUUCUCUCCAGGAAUUAAGUAUCGGGGGGACUCAAAAAAUCAGAUCGCUGCCCAAGGAGGGCCUCCCCGAUUCACUGCGACUGCUAGUCAUACCUCCCUCACAUCUCUCCGAAGCCUAUCGUUCAAGACUACAGGACUCUACAGUUCUGAGGCGGAAAGCUGAAUCGCACCUUCUGCAUGCCUUUCACACACACACACACAUGGAUCUGCAGGCUGGGCUCACAAUUGUGGAUAAUAAAACAUCCAGUAUCCUUGAGGAAACAAAGAAAAUUCAAAUUAGAAGGAAACAUGCUGGUUCAAGUUCUUAUAUGCCCAAUUCAGCAGUAGAUACACAUACACCCAGCACUCCUGAUCUCUCACCAUUAAGAUCUGCAGCCUAG